AUGUUUGAAGAAGGUGUAUUCCUGCUGCACGGUGAAUUCUCCGGAACGUUUUUCGAAAUAAAUUUUUUCGCGCUCUUUUCAUUUUUGGUCGCAAUUUCGCUGUGUAGCGACUCAGUAAUUCAUUUUUUAGCAUGCGCGUCAAUACUCAGCGCGCUUAACUACAGUAGUCAAGUCACUGAUAUUGAAGAAACGAACACAAAAACAAGAAUAUGUCAUCAGUGGUUUAACACUCGCAUUCGUCAGUAUAUGAUUUUGGAAAUCUUCUUUGUAAUAUCUCUGAUUAUGAUUCUCUCCAGGUUUCAAACUAUAUCUAAUCAGAACGAGCGGGUUUUGGAAAUGGUUAAAUCAAUGCAGUCUCAAAUUGGUACUAUGGAAAGAAAAUUAGAUUCGCUAGUUUUUCUAAAAUCAAAUCAAGAAAUAAACCAGUUUGAGGGUACAAUUGCUGAUGCACUCAAGAAUAUUAAAUUUCCAACACAAGAUUCAUCAGACAAAGUGGGGCCAAUCAUCAUUCCGCAAAUAAACCGAUCCAUAUCUAAAACUGAGGAGAGUGAUCUCAAAAUUCCUAUCCCCAAAGAACAAUUCAGAUUAAAUGCAGCUGAUUUUAUAAAGGGAGCAUCUGUGGACAUUGCUCAUUCUUCCAGUUCAAGUUUGAAUCCAAUAACUGGAUAUGAUCAAACUAAUCUUGUUUUACUUGAUCGUCUUCAAUCACCAUCCGAUAAAGCGUGGUGUACAAAUGCGGAGAAUCCAGUACUCACUAUCAAUUUGGCCAAGUAUAUCAAAUCAAUUUCUGUAUCAUAUCAACAUUCUAAAUGGCAUAGAAUAAUUCCGAAUGGGUCUCCCAAAACAUAUGAUGUAGUGGCCCGCCGGGCCGGGCCGGGCUCGGGCCGUGCCGGGCCAUGCCUCCGAAAUUCCGAAAAAAGCCCGGCUCGUUACAAGUAUGCUGUACAGUACUCUAUGAAAAUAAUUGUUGCUCCGAUUGUCCCGAAUGCUGCGAAGUAUGUUUGA
Caenorhabditis briggsae is the source of this 1005-nucleotide messenger RNA. Gene Ontology annotation, molecular function: protein-membrane adaptor activity. Gene Ontology annotation, biological process: nuclear envelope organization. Lineage: Eukaryota; Metazoa; Nematoda; Chromadorea; Rhabditida; Rhabditidae. The record is from RefSeq and is a predicted model, not a curated record. The transcript has 4 exons. Gene Ontology annotation, cellular component: meiotic nuclear membrane microtubule tethering complex; nuclear envelope. Bases 1 to 1005 code for a protein of 334 amino acids.